UAUACAGUAGGUUACUAUAGAUAUUUUUAGCUAAUUAACAUGAUUUCUGAUACUACAGGGAUCAUGGCCUUUGUUCCUUCUACACCUGAUAUUUCCCUCAAUUUUCAACCUCUUCAUCAAGAUUAUAAUAAUAAUCAUCAUCUUCCUUCCACCUCCCCUAAACUCUUUCCCUCUCCUUGCCUUCCUCAUCAAGACUUCAAUCAUGGCUUACCAUCAAUGUUAAUGAGGAGAUCCAUGUCAUUUUCGGGCGCGGAGAGGUGCGAUAAUCAUCAGGAUUUGAGGGUGGACGAUAAUGAAAUGUCUGAUGACGAUGGUUCUUCGCAAUUGCUAGGGGAGAAAAAGAGGAGGCUUAAUAUGGAGCAAGUGAAGGCAUUGGAAAGAAGCUUUGAAAUGGCUAACAAACUUGAGCCUGAGAGGAAAAUUCAGUUGGCUAGAGCUUUAGGUUUGCAGCCAAGGCAGAUAGCUAUAUGGUUCCAGAAUAGAAGAGCAAGGUGGAAGACUAAGCAGUUGGAGAAAGAUUAUGAGAUCUUGAAGAGACAUUAUGAUUCACUUAAGGCUGAUAAUGAUGCACUCAAGGCUCAAAAUAAGGAACUUCAUUCCGAGUUAUUAAAUGUGAAGAACAGAGAAUCAUCAGGGGGAGGUGGUACACCAAUAAUGAUAAAUCUGAACAAAGAAAAUGAAGGAUCAUGGAGUAAUAAUGGAAGUGAUGACAACAACAGCAUUGACGUUAAUCUUGGAACUGCCACUACAUCAGGUGACAGCCCAUUUUACUCCAAGAAUGUUUUCCCAGAAACCGGCCCAACUACUCUGGCCCAUUUUCUUCAAAGUUCAUCAAGACCAGAUCUCAGCCAUUGCCACAAAAUUGAUCCAACGGUCCAAGAUGAUCAAGGAUUCUGCAACAUGUUUACUCCUGUGGAUGAUCAGACAAAUUUUUGGCCAUGGCCAGAACAGCAGCACUUUAAUUAAUUAAUUAAUUUUAUUUAAUAUUAUUAUUCAAAAUUAUAUCCUUCUUCCCAACUCUUUUUGUUCUUAUUCCUUAUAGUUUAAUUCUUUUGCGUGUAUAGUAAAUCAUGUAAGAAUUAUUAUGAUCCACUUGAUAGUUACGACGUGUGAGUUAAUUAAAUCAGAAAUGGAUUUUCUUCUUCUU
Capsicum annuum is the source of this 1147-nucleotide messenger RNA. RefSeq names its product homeobox-leucine zipper protein ATHB-13-like. The record is from RefSeq and is a predicted model, not a curated record. Lineage: Eukaryota; Viridiplantae; Streptophyta; Magnoliopsida; Solanales; Solanaceae. Gene Ontology annotation, biological process: positive regulation of DNA-templated transcription. Gene Ontology annotation, molecular function: DNA-binding transcription factor activity, RNA polymerase II-specific; sequence-specific DNA binding. The transcript has 3 exons. Gene Ontology annotation, cellular component: nucleus. Bases 40 to 966 code for a protein of 308 amino acids.